CAUCAACUCAGAGUCUUCAUAGAUCACCUAGAUACCAUCCGCAAGCAUCCUCAAGACAUCCGCCGACAAUUCAAAAAAUGCCGACUUCUCAAGAGAUCUCAACCUCGAGCAAACACAGCUCAAAGCCAACAUCUCCGCCACCACCUCCCCAGUUUUGGUAUUGUUGCUCAUGCCGUUAUGGGCCAAUGACCAUCAUUUUAACGCCGGCAUGUGUUCAUUGUAACGAUCACUACCGGUGCGGCAAUUGCAAACUCGAGUAAGGCCUUGAUGAGCUUCUACU
Hypoxylon trugodes is the source of this 280-nucleotide messenger RNA. RefSeq lists its product as uncharacterized. The transcript is spliced from 2 exons. NCBI's taxonomy places the organism in Eukaryota, Fungi, Ascomycota, Sordariomycetes, Xylariales, Hypoxylaceae. Bases 78 to 260 code for a protein of 60 amino acids. The record is from RefSeq and is a predicted model, not a curated record.